Messenger RNA from Dioscorea cayenensis subsp. rotundata (Guinea yam), 2071 nucleotides. Its product is annotated as dynamin-related protein 1E-like. NCBI's taxonomy places the organism in Eukaryota, Viridiplantae, Streptophyta, Magnoliopsida, Dioscoreales, Dioscoreaceae. The transcript is spliced from 15 exons. Gene Ontology annotation, molecular function: GTP binding; GTPase activity; microtubule binding. The record is from RefSeq and is a predicted model, not a curated record. The coding region runs from base 76 to 1920 and encodes 614 amino acids. Gene Ontology annotation, cellular component: cytoplasm; membrane; microtubule.
AACCGGCUUUCACUUCUCCAAGGCUUUGUCUUCUUCGCUUUGGGGUUCUUGAGAUCUAGGGUUAGGGUUUGCGCGAUGACGACGAUGGAGAGCUUGAUCGGGCUGGUGAAUCGGAUCCAGAGGGCGUGCACGAUGCUCGGAGACUAUGGCGGCGCCGAUGGUGCUCUUCCUACACUCUGGGAAGCCCUCCCCUCCGUCGCCGUCGUCGGUGGGCAGAGUUCCGGGAAAUCGUCGGUGCUGGAGAGUGUUGUUGGGAGGGAUUUCCUUCCCCGUGGAUCUGGGAUUGUGACGAGAAGGCCAUUGGUGCUGCAAUUGCACAAGACGGAGGCAGGACAACAGGAGUAUGCCGAGUUCUUGCAUUUGCCCAGAAGGAAGUUCACCGAUUUUGCGCUUGUUCGUAAGGAAAUUCAAGAUGACACUGAUCGAUUAACUGGGAAGACAAAACAAAUUUCUCCUGUACCUAUUCAUCUCAGCAUUUAUUCACCGAAUGUUGUCAACUUAACUUUGAUUGAUCUGCCUGGUCUUACAAAGGUUGCUGUAGAGGGGCAACCAGAAAGCAUUGUUCAAGACAUAGAAAACAUGGUUCGUUCAUAUGUCGAAAAGCCUAAUAGCAUUAUACUGGCAAUAUCUCCAGCAAAUCAAGACAUUGCGACCUCUGAUGCAAUUAAACUUGCUAGAGAAGUUGAUCCAACUGGUGAAAGGACAUUUGGAGUGCUGACAAAGCUUGAUCUAAUGGACAAAGGAACAAAUGCUCUUGAUGUUCUUGAAGGAAGAUCCUACCGGCUGCAGCAUCCUUGGGUUGGGAUUGUCAAUCGUUCACAGGCAGAUAUAAAUAAGAAUGUUGAUAUGAUAGUUGCGAGAAAGAAAGAACGGGAAUAUUUUGCUACUAGUCCUGAUUAUUCCCAUUUAGCAAGUAAAAUGGGUUCAGAAUAUCUUGCUAAACUACUUUCCAAGCAUCUGGAGGCUGUAAUUAGAGCUCGAAUUCCGAGUAUCACUUCUUUGAUAAAUAAAAGCAUCGAUGAACUUGAAUCUGAGAUGGACCAUCUUGGUAGACCCAUUGCUGUAGAUGCUGGGGCUCAAUUGUACACAAUUUUAGAACUCUGCCGUGCUUUUGAGCGUAUAUUUAGAGAGCACCUAGAUGGAGGGCGACCUGGUGGUGAUAGAAUAUAUGGAGUUUUUGAUAAUCAACUGCCUACUGCUUUAAAGAAGCUCCCAUUUGACCGGUAUCUCUCAUUGCAAAAUGUAAGGAAGGUGAUCUCUGAAUCUGAUGGUUAUCAGCCACAUUUGAUUGCUCCAGAGCAAGGUUACCGCAGGUUGAUCGAAGGUGCUCUCAGUUAUUUCAGAGGUCCAGCUGAAGCAUCAGUUGAUGCUGUGCAUUUUGUUUUGAAGGAACUGGUGAGGAAGUCAAUAGGAGAGACUCAGGAGCUGAAAAGAUUUCCGACUUUUCAAACCGAACUAGCAGCUGCAUCUUAUGAAGCCCUUGAGAGAUUUCGUGAGGAUGGUCGGAAGACAACAACAAGGUUGGUUGACAUGGAAUCAGCAUAUCUGACAGUAGAUUUCUUCCGAAAGCUUCCACAGGAGGUUGAGAAGAGCCCGAACCCAGCCACCCCAAAUACUGAUAGAUAUGGUGAAACACAUUUCCGGCGGAUUGGUUCCAAUGUGUCUUCAUAUAUAGUGAUGGUUUCUGACACUCUUAGGAACACCAUUCCUAAGGCUGUUGUCCAUUGCCAGGUCCGCGAAGCCAAUCGGUCUUUGCUCAAUUACUUCUACUCUCAAGUGGGCCGAAAAGAGAGCAAGCAGCUUGCACAGUUGUUGGAUGAGGAUCCUGCAUUGAUGGAGCGAAGACAACAAUGCGCAAAACGGCUUGAAUUAUACAAAUCCGCAAGAGAUGAGAUCGAUGCAGUAUCCUGGGCGAGAUGAGCGUGUUACAUUGGUGCAGGAGUAUAUAUAUCAUGUAUUUGUUUGUUAGGUGUGUCGUUUGUUAACAUUUGCUGUUCCGAUGUGUUGCACACAUUGAACUGGAUCGUUGUUGUGUUAUGCUAUUAGUUUCUCUCACAUGUUUCAUUUUCCA